Grammomys surdaster is the source of this 1397-nucleotide messenger RNA. Its product is annotated as centrobin-like. The coding region runs from base 139 to 1353 and encodes 404 amino acids. The transcript has 2 exons. NCBI's taxonomy places the organism in Eukaryota, Metazoa, Chordata, Mammalia, Rodentia, Muridae. The record is from RefSeq and is a predicted model, not a curated record.
AGGCCAGGGAGUCUUCUGUGGGUUUUACCUUGCUGGGCCUGACAGAAGGUGUGUAGGGUGCCUGAAAGAGAGUCGGUGGUAGCUGAAUGGGAUGUAGGAGGAGGGGCAAGGCCCUGCUCAUCAGGAGUGAGAGGGGAAAUGGAACCCCAAACACAGUGCAACUGCAUUGCACAAGACAGAAGUCCCAGGUCUGAGGGCAAUUCCAGUCCACCUACUAGGACUAAUUUGGUAGCUGAGACUAAGAAAUUAUGUAAUGUCAACCCUAGCUAUGCAAAGUCCCAUCCUGUGUACCCCAAAGUAAAGACACCUCUUGAAAAUUGUGUUCUCCGAAGGCAGACAUGUGGCACUAGUUCUUUGGCAAAGACCUUUGGUGAGCACCAGACUCACCUCAAUAAAUGCCUGAGUUCUGAAACCAGGUUUGCCCAGAGUUCAAAAGGUUCUCCUCAGCCAUCAGCGUAUUUUACUAUUAUAAAUGAACUUUUCAAGUCAGAGAGGCUAACGAAAUUAGAGAACGAGGUAAAAAACAGGACAUUCGAGGCACUGGAGAGCCUGAACAGAAAAAUAGAAGCGGCUAGGCUCCAGCAGGAGCGCCUGCUGCAAGACAGCAGGCUGCUGCAACGGGAGAGUCUCUAUGUGGAAGCUGAGAAGAAGUGCUUCUUGAGCGUCCUAAGGAAACAAAGUGAACAGUGUGAAAAGAAACACGAGCAACUGUGGAAUCGAUAUGUUCAGGAAUGUGGGGAGAUUAUUGGAAGGAAACAAGAACUGACACUCAAGUUCGCCCAGCAAACCAAGGAGCUUCAGACACAGCUCCUGCAGGGAAGAGUCAAGCAGUCCCAGCUGAGGCAGCAAUUUCAGUCAAUGGAGCAUAUUUCCUCCAUAAAGAAGAACCAGGAGAUGAAAAUUCAGACGUUAGAGAAGGAGCUGGAGGAGAUGAAAGCCGAGAUGGUUCGGAAGGACCACCAGGCACACUUGCAGUUCCUGCAGCAAAAGACACACCUCAUGAGACAGAUACAGAAACUACAAUUGCUGCAGGCCAGAGACCUUGACACCACAGAGGUUAGGCAGAAGGCCCAGCUCUUUGAGUCCACAGCUAAGAAAGUGAAUUCGGAAGUUUGCGUUAGUGUCUGCAGAGAGUACCAGGAGUUACAGGAGGACCUAUUGAAGCUCAUCCAGGAGUACCUCAAGCUACAGUCGAUAAAGAGGAAGCUACUUAUGCGGAAAGAGUGGCUGAAGGAGGAACAGUGUUAUCGAGACGCCUUAGUGAGGGGGAGAAGACAGCUUAAGGCAAAGAGAGAGAGAAGUCAUACUUGUGACCCUUGCCCCCCAAACCAGGGUGUCCUGAGGCCACAUUGAACCAUCCUUCCUGUACCAAAUCAAGAAUAAAUCCAAUGUAGUUU